GUAGGCUUCUGUUUGCUGAUGUCAGGGAAGGAGCUGGCAAUGUGUGGACAGGCAGGAGGGAUUCCUCAGUGGGAAGAAGAUCGUGUCACUUCUGCAACUUGUUGAAUCUACUGCUGAUGCAUGGUUGAAAAGUCUCUGCUCCACUGCUAGUCCUCUGGGUAUCAGCAGAGCUUUUCAAAACUCCAUCUCUAUAAGUGUGCUCCAUGAGACAUCUGCUAGGGAUUGUCUUCGUGGACCCACAUCCACCUGCAGAUCAAACCCCCUGCGUGCUGCUUGAGUCCUGACACCUCCCUCCCUCCUGCUCAUGAAGCAUCUCAAGUUGGGAACACAGGAACCAGAGUUUUGGGCUGAGGACCCAACAGCCAUCAGCUCUCCUCGGGGGAGCAGGUGAAACGAUAGCAUUAUCCUGAUAUCCAAAAUGGUCCUGCACAGCCACCAGCUCACCUGCGCAGGGAUUGCAUUUGCUCUGUGCCUCCAACACCUCAUCAGCGCCAUUGAAGUCCCUCUGGAUUUGCCUCAGCCCCCCACCAUCACCAAGCAGUCUGUGAAGGACUACAUCGUUGACCCCCGGGACAACAUCUUCAUUGAAUGUGAAGCCAAAGGGAAUCCAGUUCCCACCUUUUCCUGGACACGGAACGGGAAGUUCUUCAACGUGGCAAAGGACCCCAAAGUGUCCAUGCGGAGGCGGUCGGGGACGUUGGUCAUUGAUUUCCAUGGAGGUGGGCGACCAGACGACUACGAGGGCGAGUACCAGUGCUUCGCCAGGAACGAUUUUGGCACUGCACUGUCCAGCAAAAUCCACCUCCAGGUGUCCAGAUCUCCCCUGUGGCCCAAGGAGAAGGUGGAUGUCAUUGAGGUUGACGAAGGUUCUCCACUCAGCCUGCAGUGCAACCCACCUCCUGGUCUGCCUCCUCCUGUCAUCUUCUGGAUGAGCAGCUCCAUGGAGCCCAUCCACCAGGACAAGCGUGUCUCCCAGGGCCAGAAUGGUGACCUGUACUUCUCCAAUGUCAUGCUGCAGGAUGCCCAGACUGACUACAGCUGCAAUGCACGCUUCCACUUCACCCACACCAUCCAACAGAAAAAUCCCUACACCCUCAAGGUGAAAACCACCCGAGGGGUUACAGAAACAACACCCAGCUUCAUGUACCCAUAUGGGACCUCCAGCAGCCAGAUGGUGCUCCGAGGGGUGGAUCUCUUGCUGGAGUGCAUUGCAUCAGGAGUACCAGCACCAGACAUCAUGUGGUACAAGAAAGGAGGUGAGCUCCCAGCGGGCAAAACCAAGCUGGAAAACUUUAAUAAGGCCCUUCGUAUCUCCAACGUCUCGGAGGAAGACUCUGGGGAGUAUUUCUGCCUGGCAUCCAACAAGAUGGGCAGCAUCCGCCACACGAUCUCGGUGAGAGUGAAGGCUGCCCCGUAUUGGCUGGAUGAGCCACAAAAUCUCAUUUUGGCCCCUGGUGAGGAUGGCAGGUUGGUGUGUCGAGCCAAUGGGAACCCCAAGCCUUCAAUCCAGUGGUUGGUGAAUGGAGAGCCCAUUGAAGGUUCUCCACCCAACCCAAGCAGAGAGGUGGCUGGAGAUACCAUUGUGUUUCGAGACACGCAGAUCGGCAGCAGCGCCGUGUACCAAUGCAAUGCUUCCAACGAGCACGGCUACCUCCUUGCCAAUGCCUUUGUCAGUGUCCUGGAUGUGCCACCACGGAUACUGGCCCCUCGCAACCAGCUCAUCAAAGUCAUCCAGUACAACAGGACCCGGUUGGACUGCCCCUUCUUUGGCUCACCCAUCCCCACCCUGCGAUGGUUUAAGAACGGCCAAGGGAACACGCUGGAUGGAGGGAACUACAAAGCACAUGAGAACGGGAGCUUGGAGAUGAGCAUGGCUCGGAAGGAGGAUCAGGGCAUCUACACCUGUGUUGCCACCAACAUCCUGGGCAAAGCAGAGGCCCAGGUUCGCCUGGAAGUCAAAGACCCCACCAGGAUUGUGAGAGGCCCCGAAGAUCAGGUGGUGAAGAGGGGCUCCAUGCCUCGCCUGCACUGCCGCGUGAAGCACGACCCAACGCUGAAGCUGACGGUCACCUGGCUGAAGGACGACGCUCCUCUCUACAUUGGGAACAGGAUGAAGAAAGAAGAUGAUGGUCUGACGAUAUACGGCGUGGCUGAGAAGGAUCAGGGUGAUUACACCUGCGUGGCCAGCACGGAGCUGGACAAGGACUCAGCUAAAGCCUACCUCACCGUGCUAGCAAUCCCUGCUAACCGUUUGAGAGAGUUACCUAAAGAGCGACCCGACCGGCCCCGGGACCUGGAGCUGUCAGACCUGGCUGAGAGGAGCGUGAAGCUGACAUGGAUUCCUGGAGAUGACAACAACAGUCCCAUCACAGACUACAUCGUCCAGUUUGAGGAGGACCGAUUCCAGCCUGGCACGUGGCACAACCACUCCAGGUAUCCUGGAAAUGUCAACUCGGCCGUCCUGAGCCUCUCUCCUUAUGUCAACUACCAAUUUCGGGUGAUUGCAGUGAACGACGUGGGCAGCAGCCUGCCCAGCAUGCCUUCAGAACGAUACCAGACCAGCGGGGCACGACCUGAAAUUAACCCAACGGGAGUUCAAGGAGCAGGGACCCAAAAAAACAACAUGGAGAUAACCUGGACGCCUCUGAAUGCAACGCAAGCCUAUGGGCCCAACCUGCGUUACAUCGUGCGAUGGAGGCGGAGGGACCCGCGUGGGAGUUGGUACAACGAGACAGUGAAGGCACCACGGCACGUCGUCUGGAACACACCCAUCUACGUCCCCUACGAGAUCAAAGUGCAGGCAGAGAAUGACUUUGGUAGAGCACCAGAGCCUGAGACCUACAUCGGCUAUUCAGGGGAAGAUUAUCCCAAGGCUGCACCUACGGAUGUUAGGAUAAGAAUUCUAAACAGCACUGCCAUUGCUCUGACAUGGACCCGCGUGCACCUGGACACCAUCCAGGGACAGCUUAAGGAGUACAGAGCCUAUUUCUGGAGAGACAGUAGUUUGCUGAAGAACCUGUGGGUCUCCAAAAAAAGACAGUAUGUGAGUUUUCCUGGAGACAGAAACCGGGGCAUAGUGUCCCGGCUGUUCCCUUACAGCAACUACAAGCUUGAGAUGGUUGUAACCAACGGGAGAGGCGAUGGGCCCCGCAGCGAAGUCAAGGAGUUCCCCACACCUGAAGGAGUGCCCAGCUCCCCCAGGUACUUAAGAAUCCGACAGCCAAAUCUGGAAAGCAUCAAUUUGGAGUGGGAUCACCCAGAACAUCCCAAUGGAGUCCUCACGGGAUACAACCUUAGAUAUCAAGCCUUUAACGGAUCCAAAACGGGCAGAACCCUGGUAGAGAACUUCUCUCCCAACCAGACAAGGUUCACCGUGCAGAGGACAGACCCCAUCUCGCGCUAUCGAUUCUUCCUGCGUGCUCGGACACAGGUGGGAGAUGGAGAAGUCAUAGUGGAAGAGUCACCAGCACUGCUGAAUGAAGCCACGCCAACCCCAGCCUCCACCUGGUUGCCUCCACCUACAACCGAGCUAACUCCAGCAGCCACCACUGCCACCACCACCGCCACCCCUACUACUGAAACCCCUCCUACUGAAAUCCCUACUACUGCCAUCCCUACCACCACCACUACUACAACCACCACAGCUGCCAGCACCGUCGCAAGCACUACAACAACUGCAGAGAGGGCUGUGGCAGCCACCACAAAACAGGAGCUGGCCACCAAUGGAUCGUCCAUAUGGGACAUAAGAGCUUGGGCUAAUAGUAACUGGGCAAACAUCACCUGGAGCCACAAUUACUCUGCAGGAACUGACUUUGUGGUUAAGUAUAUCACCAGUAACAAGACAGAGAAAUCUAUCCCCGUUAAAGCUCAGACCCCCUCCUCUGUGCAGCUGGCCAAUCUGACGCCGGGGAUGGUGUACAAGCUGUGGGUGUUCCCCAUAUGGUCUAGCCCCAGCGAGCACUCGUACAUAACCUUUACCACCAGCUCAGCCUACACCAAGAACCACGUGGACAUCGCAACCCAGGGCUGGUUCAUUGGGCUGAUGUGUGCCAUCGCUCUCCUGGUCCUCAUUCUGCUGAUUGUUUGCUUCAUUAAGAGGAGCAGAGGAGGGAAAUACCCAGUGCGUGACAACAAAGAUGAGCACCUGAAUCCCGAAGACAAGAACGUAGAAGAUGGCUCAUUUGACUACAGUGAUGAAGACAACAAGCCACUGCCCAACAGCCAGACAUCCCUGGAUGGCACGAUAAAGCAGCAGGAGAGCGACGACAGCUUGGUGGACUACGGAGAGGGUGGGGAAGGGCAGUUCAAUGAGGACGGCUCCUUCAUUGGCCAGUACACAGUGAAAAAGGACAAGGAGGAGACAGAAGGCAACGAGAGCUCAGAAGCCACAUCCCCAGUCAAUGCUAUCUAUUCAUUAGCAUAACGCACUGCAAUGGGACCACGAACAGCCUAUGGGGCUUGUAGUGGCUGGGGGUUAAAGAGCCACCACCACCACUGCCUCCAACUCAACAUAAGAAUGAAAACCAACCAAUGACACACACACACACAAAAAAAAAAAAAAAAAAAAAAAAGAAAGAAAGAAAAAAAGGAAAAAAAAAAAAAAAAGAAAAAAAUAGAAAAAAAUAAUCCAAGCAAACAGGCAGACCAGGUUGCUGCCAAUGCCAUCUUAUCCUUAGCAAACAAGUAAAUGGCAAGGACUCCC
Molecule: messenger RNA, 4702 nt
Organism: Phasianus colchicus (ring-necked pheasant)
Lineage: Eukaryota; Metazoa; Chordata; Aves; Galliformes; Phasianidae
Source: RefSeq, a predicted model, not a curated record